AGACUAGUCACCAAGCUGACCACAGAUCAGCUGCGGGUCCAAAUCCUGCUCGAGACGGACCAGCACCAGCCUCUAACCGUACAUCAGACAGAAAAAAUGUCUGAAGCUGUAACGUCCUCAGAUGAGCUGAACCACGACCCGGCCUCGCAACGUCAGAACCCCCCCGAGGAAAACAGCCCAAUCGCACCGGAGAAUCCACACGCAGACUCUGGGGAGACCGGAAGAACCCGUGCGGUUCCGAUCCACCACCGUCCAGACCUGUUGGUCCCCUGCGCGGACCUGGUUAACUCCGAGUGGCCGAGGAGCCAGGCAGCCCGGGUCCACUCCCUCCAGAAGUCCUGCUCGGAGUUCCCUGUCUGCUUGGUCCUCCUGCAGGGACAGGGCGGGGAGGAGCGGCUCCUGGGCCACGUGCGGCUGACCCGGGUCGUGGGGCUCGACGGCGGCCUGUUCGUUGAGUCGGUGGUGGUGUCCAGGGAGCGGCGGGGGAUGGGCUUCGGCCGCGUCCUAAUGGAGGAGACGGAGCGCUACGCCAAGCGCCGGGGGUUCAGUCGCCUGUGCCUCACCACCCACGACAAGCAGCACUUCUACGCCCAUCUGGGCUAUGUGCUGUCGGCGCCGGUGCAGAGCCAGGGCGCCGUGAUGGCCCUUGUUCCCAUGGCGAUGCUCAUGAGGCUCUCCAGAGCCUCAAGUGUGGAGACGAACGCCACACACCCGCCAGCAAAGAUGGAUGUUCAGGUUUCACAAGAGAACAGAGACUCGGGGGGUGCUUCUGGUUUAGCAUCAUCUCCUACUUCUAGACCUCCUCUUCCUCCUCCUCUUUCAUCCAUACCUACCACUCCUCCUCUUCCUCCUCCACCUCCUCCUCCUCCACAGUCAUCCGAGCAGCCUGUAGUUCAAACGUUGACUGAAAGCCCCUACAGAGAUGCUAAAGGACUCCCGAUCUUUUGGAUGCACAAAGACCUUUAACAUUCAGUCAGAAUCAAGAUGGCCGCCGCAGACAGACGAGUUCAGGAAAAAAACAAAAAUGGCCACAACUCAGUCGGUUUUACAGACACUGAGCUAAAAUUUGGAGUGGUAGUAAGUGAGAGUCAUUUUGAGAACAUGACUUCUUUCAUUCAAACCUUGGCAAUAAUUGUAAGGGGCCACCCUGUUUGUAAGCAAAAUAUCUCAUGAACCACUGGACAGAUUUCAAAGAAAUCUUCAGAAAAGUCAUUUUUGGAUGCACCUCUUCAACUUCUCUUUUUUGGGUCUACCACAUCCAAGAUGGCCACCGCUGCUAAUAGACGUUAGCCUAAACACAAAUAGCUAUACCUCUGUGAAUUUUACAAAUUUUUAGCUAAACUUUGGUGUGUGGUUGCAGAAAAGUCAUUCUCAACACUUAUUCCAAGAACAGAUCAUGUAAGAUAGGACAGUAUUAUACUUAUUGUAUUUUUUUUUUCUUUUCCAAAAACAACUCCAUCAUCUAUAACAUGGAAUUCAUUUUUUUUUUUUCAAGAAAAUGAACCCAUGCACGUGAUCUCUGUUAUGAUGCCAAACAACAACUUUGAAAAGUUUUAAAGUGGGGUUAAAGUUUUAUAAGAUGUGAGGAAAACUAAUUAUUCUAAUAAAAGGUUUGAAUGUAAUGAAAA
Molecule: messenger RNA, 1628 nt
Organism: Austrofundulus limnaeus
Lineage: Eukaryota; Metazoa; Chordata; Actinopteri; Cyprinodontiformes; Rivulidae
Gene: naa80
Product: N-alpha-acetyltransferase 80, NatH catalytic subunit
Biological process (GO): protein acetylation
Cellular component (GO): cytoplasm
Molecular function (GO): acetyl-CoA binding; N-acetyltransferase activity
Source: RefSeq, a predicted model, not a curated record